GUGAUUUUACGCGCGACAUCGCAUCAAUAUUCUUUAUUUACAUCGUGAUCGCGUCGUGUGACUUUAGUUAGGUUACGUCAAUAGCAUAGUUCCGUAGCAGUUGUCAUAUUACGUCACGUUACUCGUUAGCGUAACAACAUUUAUACAUAAAAAAUUUAUUAUCAGUUCAAGUUCGCGAUACAAAUUAACGUUACUCCGAAAGCAUCGCGUUUUACGAUGAAUGAAAUUAGACCGCGGCGUGCUUCCUACGCUAACGUAAUGAGUAAAAAUAUCACGAUUAAAUGGGUCAAUCUCAUAACACCACUAUGACUCCUACUCGUGUGUUAUUCAACGAAAAGGGAGAUAACGGGCUUGUCCUCUGCGACAAGUAUAUCCCGUCUGAGCUAUUAGUGGAGAUUUUCUGCAACAGCAAUCUCAAGACCCUGUUGAAUUGUCAAUUGGUGUGUCAACGCUGGAAGAUGCUGAUACAGAGUUAUGUCUGGCCUAAGAAGGUAGAGAUGACACUGGGCAAGCCAUUUCCACGGGGUAAAAAUAUACCUUGGGGCGUGUUCUAUUUGAUAUGCAAGAAGAAACCGUUCGAGAGAAACUUGAUAAAAAAUCACUCCGGAGGGGAUGGAGUCGGUCGUCACUGGCAGAUUAUCAGCCAGGGUGGCGAUCAAUGGGCGAUUGAGAAUCCACCUCAGGGUGUACCUGAGUUACCGAUGACCGAAUCAGUAUUCGAGGGGAAGCAGAACUGCUUCGUGACAUCUUAUCACUUUUGCUUCAAAACACAGCAGAUAGAUCUAAUAGACGAGGGAUUUACUCCGUACGUGCUGGACGUGUUGCAGCCACCUAUAGAAGUGAGUGAAUGGUACAGCUGUCGAUGGGAUUGUCCAGCAGUUUACGAGUGUCAAGUCAGAUUGUUGAGAGAUGGGAUGCCUUUACAUCCUUCGUUCUCCUCGGUAGAUGUGUUCCAAUUACAUGAUAACUUGGAAGGGGAGAAACAGAACAAAUGGUUUCGUGCCUCGCAUGUAUUUGAGAAUUAUGGAACCGGCGUCAGGAAGAUUAAUUUCUGUCACGGUGGAAUAGACAGAUCAUUUUGGGCAGGGCAUUACGGUAGUAAAAUGGCUGGAGCGUGUGUCUAUGUGAGGGUUCCUCCGGUUCAAUAUACUCAAGAUGAUCUAGAUACACCACCAAUUCUCGACGAAUAGACUCUUUUUCAAGAGGAAUAAAAAUUCUCUCCGAGGAACAAAAUUGCUUUCAAGGAAUAAAAUUUCGUUCAUGAUAAAAUAAUAUUAUUCCUGAAGCAAUAAUGAUAAUUAUUUUAAAUGGUUGUACAGAGAAAGCCCCUCUCCUCAGUAACUUAUUGCAUUUAUAUUCGUCUCGAGACGGUUAUAUAGUUAUAUUUAUAUUUCUUGCAAACGCGUCUCGCAUCUAUUUUUAUAAUAACAUACGAUGGGGUUAUUUGCGAUAAUCAUACUUGCAGACUCACAUGU
Messenger RNA from Dinoponera quadriceps, 1475 nucleotides. RefSeq names its product F-box only protein 44-like. The record is from RefSeq and is a predicted model, not a curated record. Gene Ontology annotation, cellular component: cytoplasm; SCF ubiquitin ligase complex. The transcript has 4 exons. Gene Ontology annotation, molecular function: protein binding; ubiquitin protein ligase activity. NCBI's taxonomy places the organism in Eukaryota, Metazoa, Arthropoda, Insecta, Hymenoptera, Formicidae. Gene Ontology annotation, biological process: glycoprotein catabolic process; SCF-dependent proteasomal ubiquitin-dependent protein catabolic process. Bases 282 to 1190 code for a protein of 302 amino acids.